CACAGCACGACCCUUUUUCUUGUAUUUCUUUCGUCUUUUUUUUUUUUUUUUUUUUUUUUAAUAGUAUUAUGAAUUCAACUACAAGUGAUGGGAAUUCAACAAACGUUACAAUGGGUUUAGUUGGUGACACUCACGGUUCACUAUAUAAAAUCAUUGGAGUCACUUUAGCCAUUGCAAGUGGCAUAUUUAUUGGCAGUAGUUUCGUAUUAAAGAAAAAGGGCCUAUUAGAGGCUACAGAAAAAUCAGGUGGAGUUGCAGGUGAAGGAUAUGGCUAUCUUAAAUCUCCCAUGUGGUGGAGUGGUAUGAUUUUAAUGGUGGUGGGCGAAGCUUGUAAUUUUGUCGCUUAUGCGUUUACGCAAGCCAUUUUGGUCACUCCGUUGGGUGCAUUAAGUGUCGUUUUAUGUGCUGUAUUGUCAUCCAUCUUUUUGAAAGAACGAUUAUCAUUCCAAGGAAAAGUGGGCUGCUUACAGUGUGUUCUGGGAGCUAUUAUUAUUGUAAUGCAUGCUCCAGAACAAGGCGCCGCAGACACUUCAAUUGAGACAUUCAAGACACUUAUGCUGUCCGUGGGCUUUAUCACCUACGCCAUUCUCGCUAUCGUACUCUCUUUAUUUUUGGUGUUUUAUUGUGGACCUAGAUGGGGAAAAACAAACAUGUUGGUUUAUAUUAGUAUCUGUUCAUUAAUUGGAUCAUUAUCUGUUGUUUUUACGCAAGGAUUGGGCGGAGCCAUCGUACAUUCGUUUACAGUCGAGAAUCAAUUCACAAACUGGUUUGUUUAUUUUGUAUUGGUGACAACUUUAGUAACACUCGCCAUCGAAAUAAUCUAUCUCAACAAAGCGCUCAAUCUUUUUAAUACCGCUGUUGUAACUCCAACUUAUUACGUCAUUUUUACAACAUUAACCAUCGUUAGUUCAAUUGUAUUUUAUCGAGGUUUUGACGCAUCACCCGUCAAUAUUGUUACUUGUGUGUUUGGAUUUUUAAUUAUCUGUUCUGGUGUUGCAUUACUGCAAAACUCUAGAAGCGAAAAGACUAUGGACAACGAUGAUGCAUCUAGCCAUAUGGAACGACUUUUACCAGUAUAUGACGAUGAGAAAUUCUUGAGCUCAAGUGAGGAUGUGAAUCAUAUUGAAGAUAUUACAGGCGAUGCUUCAACAAGUGAUGUAGAUCAUCACCGCACAUCUGCCGUCCGAAAUGAUUCCAGUUCGCUUUGGCGUAGAUCAAGAGGCUCUAUAGAUUAUAACGAUGGAUUUACAGACAACAUUAGCCUGGAUACGAUCAAACACAGCAAUUCCGCACAAAAUUCAGUCGAUAUUCUUGUGGAAAAUGGUCAAGAUAAUAUCAAAUCCCGAACAAAUAAUUUAAAUAGACGUGCGCAGGACACACUGGAUACCAUCAGUACAAUGAGAUUGGGUCUGAAUAAGAAAAGGGAUCAAGAUGAUAGAAGGGGAUUAAUAGGGGAGACGGAUGAUCAUUUGUUUUAAAUUAAUUUCUUUUUCGCUUUCUUUUGUACAUUAUAAAAACUCUUUUUUUUUCCUCCUUCCCUUCUCACAUCACCUUUUAUACACUAUAUCUUACUACACUUAAUA
Molecule: messenger RNA, 1583 nt
Organism: Mucor mucedo
Lineage: Eukaryota; Fungi; Mucoromycota; Mucoromycetes; Mucorales; Mucoraceae
Product: magnesium transporter NIPA-domain-containing protein
Exons: 7
Coding region: 69-1478 (469 amino acids)
Biological process (GO): magnesium ion transport
Cellular component (GO): membrane
Molecular function (GO): magnesium ion transmembrane transporter activity
Source: RefSeq, a predicted model, not a curated record